Aegilops tauschii subsp. strangulata is the source of this 672-nucleotide messenger RNA. Lineage: Eukaryota; Viridiplantae; Streptophyta; Magnoliopsida; Poales; Poaceae. The record is from RefSeq and is a predicted model, not a curated record.
AUGGAAUUAAGAUUUCCCAGGUUUAGCCAAGGCUUAGCUCAGGACCCCACUACUCGUCGUAUUUGGUUUGGUAUUGCUACCGCACAUGAUUUCGAAAGUCAUGAUGAUAUUACUGAAGAACGUCUUUAUCAGAACAUUUUCACUUCUCACUUUGGGCAAUUAGCAAUAAUCUUUCUAUGGACGUCCGGAAAUCUGUUUCAUGUAGCUUGGCAAGGAAAUUUUGAAUCAUGGAUACAGGAUCCUUUACACGUAAGACCUAUUGCUCAUGCGAUUUGGGAUCCUCAUUUUGGUCAACCCGCUGUGGAAGCCUUUACUCGAGGAGGUGCUGCUGGUCCAGUGAAUAUUGCUUAUUCUAGAGUUUAUCAGUGGUGGUAUACAAUAGGAUUACGCACCAAUGAGGAUCUUUAUACUGGAGCUCUUUUUCUAUUAUUUCUUUCUAUGCUGUCCUUAAUAGCGGGUUGGUUACAUCUACAACCCAAAUGGAAACCAAGCCUUUCGUGGUUCAAAAACGCGGAAUCUCGUCUCAAUCAUCAUUUGUCAGGACUUUUCGGGGUAAGUUCUUUGGCUUGGACAGGACAUUUAGUUCAUGUUGCUAUUCCCGCAUCCAGGGGGGAGUACAUUCGAUGGAAUAAUUUCUUAGAUGUAUUACCCUAUCCCCAGGGAAUCAAAUAA